Chaetomium fimeti is the source of this 3420-nucleotide messenger RNA. RefSeq names its product MCM2/3/5 family-domain-containing protein. The record is from RefSeq and is a predicted model, not a curated record. The transcript has 3 exons. Gene Ontology annotation, cellular component: MCM complex; nucleus. The coding region runs from base 169 to 3222 and encodes 1017 amino acids. Gene Ontology annotation, biological process: mitotic DNA replication initiation; DNA strand elongation involved in DNA replication; DNA replication. Lineage: Eukaryota; Fungi; Ascomycota; Sordariomycetes; Sordariales; Chaetomiaceae. Gene Ontology annotation, molecular function: ATP binding; single-stranded DNA helicase activity; single-stranded DNA binding.
CUUUCGCGUGUCUCCGUUUUUCCCUGCGUUGACUGCCCGCCAUUCAGCCCAACUCAGCGUCCCACUUCGCACUGCACUUCCCCUGUCGUCAACGACUUCACCCCGCGUUCCUCAACACCCACCGCCACCACUCUUCUAGACUAGUAAUUGGAAAUAGCGGCAGCAAAUAUGUCGUCGCCUUCAAAGAGGUCAACGCGCAGCUCUGCGACGCCUAACCGGGCAACCCGCAGUUCGCAACAACGAAGCAGCCCCGCGGCUGGCCCCUCGAACGCAGCGGAGAGAACCCCUCGCCAGACAAGGUCCUCACAGUUGGCUUCGAGUCCGCUGUUCUACCAGUCUUCGUCUCCCGCCCCCGGUGCCAACCGGGCCUCCUCUCCCCUUCGGCAGAUGACCGAUAGCCAGAGCACCGUCAACAACAACGCACCCAGCUCGCCCUUGCGCCAGCAGACAGAGACGCAAAGCGCCGGUGACAGGACUCCCCGCGCAAGCCGUGGCCUCAUUGGAGACUCGUCCCCGAUCCGCUAUGACCCUAGCUCUAGCCCCGGCCACCAACUCACACAGCAGUCCGAUCUCCGCAGCGACAGCAGCGCGCUCUUUGUGAACUCGCAGCGAUCGAACACCGCCAGAUCCUACCGCGGAGACAUCAACUCGGAUGUCGUCCGAACGCCUCAGGUGCCGCGCCGUAUCCUCCUAGAUGACGCCGGUCGUGUUGUCCGAGACGGGUCGGAUGCCGCCUCGUUUGCAAACAACAACCCCCAUACCUCGGAAGCCGACGCUCUUGGCGGACCCAGCCAGAGUCUUGUCUGGGGUACAACCGUUUCCCUCGAGGACUCCUUCGCCGCGUUCAGGGACUUUCUCAAGAACUUCACCCGGAAGUACCGUAUGUGGGCAGAUGGCGCCACCGAGGCCGACACCAAUGGGGAACCCGAGGCUGAUUCGAAGCCAUACUGGGAGGCCAUGGAGAAUAUGCUGCUGCUGGGCACCAACAAGCUAUACCUGGACCUCCGGGACCUCAAGGCCUACCCGCGGACGGCGAAGCUGUGGCAUCAGUGCCAGGCGUACCCGACCGAAAUCAUCCCCGUCAUGGAUCAGUGUGUCCACGACUGCAUGAUCGAGCUUGCACAGGCAGAAAUGGCAAGCCAGAGAGCUGCCUCGCACAACACGGCAGCUCCCAGCGCGCCCCAAGCCUCACAGAGCUCCGAGAUUGCGUUCCCCAGCUCCGAUCGGGGCGAGGAGCCGUCGACACCCCGGCCCGCGCAACGAGAGCAGCUGACCCUCGAGGACCAAGUUAUGAAGCAGCAAUAUCUUGUUCGCCCUUGGGGCUCCGACAAGUCUAUCAACCUGCGAGACCUCAACCCCUCGGACAUGGACAAGCUCAUCUCCAUCAAGGGUCUCGUUAUCCGGGCGACACCUGUCAUCCCUGACAUGAAGGCAGCUUUCUUCAAGUGUAGUGUUUGCGGACAUUCCGUCUCGGUCGAGCUGGAUCGCGGCAAGAUCCGCGAGCCCACCGAAUGCCCGCGCGCCCGUUGCAAGCAAAAGAACUCGAUGCAAAUCAUCCAUAACCGCUGCAUGUUCGAGGACAAGCAAGUCAUCAAGCUGCAGGAAACCCCAGACGCCGUCCCCCCUGGACAAACGCCCCACUCGGUGUCUGUGUGCGUCUACAACGAGCUGGUCGACUUCUGCAAGGCCGGUGACCGGGUCGAGCUCACGGGUAUUUACAAGGUCACGCCAGUGCGCGUCAACCCGCGCAUGAGGACGGUCAAGAGCGUGCACAAGACUUACGUCGAUGUGGUGCAUGUGCAAAAGGUGGACAAGAAGCGGAUGGGCGCGGACCCGACCACCCUCGAUUUGGCCGAGGAAGAGGAGGCCCACGUCAGCGGGCAGAGUCUCGACGAAAUCAAGAAAGUCUCGCCCGAGGAGGAGGAGAAAAUCAGGGCGACGGCGGCCCGCCCAGAUAUCUACGACUUGCUUUCUCGCUCGCUCGCCCCUUCAAUCUACGAAAUGGACGAUGUCAAGAAAGGCAUUCUCCUUCAGCUGUUUGGCGGCACCAACAAGACAUUUGAAAAGGGGGCGAGCCCCAAGUAUCGUGGGGAUAUCAACAUCCUGCUCUGCGGUGACCCAUCGACAUCAAAGUCGCAAAUCCUGGCAUACGUGCACAGGAUCGCCCCCCGCGGCGUCUACACCAGCGGCAAGGGCUCUUCGGCGGUCGGUCUCACCGCCUAUGUCACCCGCGAUCCCGAGACCCGGCAACUGGUACUCGAAUCCGGUGCGCUCGUUUUGUCUGACGGAGGCGUAUGCUGCAUCGAUGAAUUCGACAAGAUGAACGAUUCCACACGAUCAGUCCUCCACGAAGUGAUGGAACAACAGACCGUGUCGGUGGCCAAGGCCGGCAUCAUCACGACGCUCAACGCCCGGACAAGCAUCCUAGCCUCCGCCAACCCGAUCGGCAGUCGUUACAACCCGGACAUGUCAGUACCGCAGAACAUCGACCUCCCCCCUACCCUGCUGUCUCGUUUCGACCUGGUGUACCUCAUCCUCGACCGGGUCGACGAGAAGACCGACCAGCGGCUGGCGCGCCAUCUGCUCUCCAUGUAUCUCGAGGACAAGCCCGAGUCGGCCCAAAGCGAAAAGGACAUCCUGCCCAUCGAAUUCCUCACCUCGUACAUCUCAUACGCACGCGCCAAGAUCCAGCCCAAGAUCUCACCCGAAGCAGGCCGCGAGCUGGUCGGCGCCUACGUGGAGAUGCGCAAGCUCGGGCAGGACGUGCGGGCGGCCGAGAAGCGCAUCACGGCGACGACGCGGCAGCUCGAGUCCAUGAUCCGGCUCGCCGAGGCGCACGCCAAGAUGCGCCUGUCCGAGACGGUCACGGCCCACGACGUCCAGGAAGCCGUGCGCCUGAUCCGCUCCGCGCUCAAGACCGCCGCCACCGACUCCCAGGGCCGCAUCGACAUGAGCCUGCUGACCGAGGGCACCAGCGCCGCGGAGCGCAAGCGCAAGUCCGAUAUGAAGGAUGCCGUCGUCCGGUUGCUGGACGAGUUGACGGCGGGCGGGCAGGCGGUGAGGUAUUCCGAGGUAGCGCGGAGGCUUGCCGAGGGGGCUGGCGUGCCGGUUGAGCCGAGCGAGUUUGCCGAGGUGAUGAGGACGUUGGAGAUGGAAGGGGCGGUCAUGAUCAGUGGUGAAGGGCCGAGAAAGAACGUGAGGAGGGUUACUGCGAGUGUUUGAUGAUGUGAGGGAUGAAUGAGGGUCAUGGCUUAUGGGUUGGUUGAGGGUGUCUUAUUCACAUCUGGGGGCGUAUAUCUGAUGUCCAAUCAUGUUUCCGUCAAAGCCCAAACUCGCAUGCUAUCGCGGGUAACUUUCCGCAGCUAGUAUAAUGAUCGAAUACGAUUCCAACGCCGGCCGGCCUGCCCAUCGUCCUCAGUA